Penicillium alfredii is the source of this 1020-nucleotide messenger RNA. Its product is annotated as porin. Gene Ontology annotation, cellular component: mitochondrial outer membrane. The transcript has 5 exons. Gene Ontology annotation, molecular function: voltage-gated monoatomic anion channel activity. Bases 1 to 1020 code for a protein of 339 amino acids. Gene Ontology annotation, biological process: monoatomic anion transmembrane transport. NCBI's taxonomy places the organism in Eukaryota, Fungi, Ascomycota, Eurotiomycetes, Eurotiales, Aspergillaceae. The record is from RefSeq and is a predicted model, not a curated record.
AUGUCUGCCCCCGCUGCUUUCUCCGACAUCUCCAAGGCGGCCAACGAUCUCCUCAACAAGGAUUUCUACCACGCCAGCCCGGCCAACCUCGAGGUCAAGUCCAAGGCCCCCAACGGUGUUACCUUCACCGUUAAGGGCAAAUCGGCCCACGAGGGUCCCAUUGCCGGCCAGCUCGAGGCCAAAUAUGUCGAUGCGCCCACUGGUAAAGGCCCCUCUCGGCGAAUAACUCCCGACCUCGGCGCGCGCAAGGAACGGCCCAUGAACUUUUUUUUCUCAUGCGGUCGCCUAGCGUCGCGCCAGGCGAGCUUUUUUGUUUUCUCAGAUACUGCUCGACAUGGAGUCAAGCUAAUGUUUUCCCCCCGUGCAGGCCUCACCCUCACCCAGGCGUGGACCACUGCCAACGCGCUCGACACCAAGCUUGAGCUCGACAACAACAUUGCCAAAGGUCUCAAGGCCGAGAUCCUGACCCAGUACCUGCCCGCCAAGCAGUCCAAGGGUGCUAAGCUCAACCUGUACUUCAAGCAGCCCAACCUGAACGCCCGUGCCUUCUUCGACCUCCUGAACGGCCCCUCGGCUAACUUCGACGCCGUCCUGGGCCACGAGGGCUUCCUGGUCGGUGCCGAGGGUGGCUACGACGUCCAGAAGGCUGCCAUCACCAAGUACUCUGCCGCCGUCGGCUACAGCGUCGCCCAGUACUCCGCUGCCAUCACCGCCAGCAACAACCUCUCCCUCUUUUCCGCUAGCUACUACCACCGCGUGAACGCUCAGGUUGAGGCCGGUGCCAAGGCCUCCUGGGACUCUACCUCCGGCAACGCUGUCGGCCUCGAGGUCGCCAGCAAGUACCGCCUGGACCCCUCUUCCUUCGCCAAGGCCAAGAUCAACGACCGUGGUAUCGCCGCUCUGGCCUACAACGUCCUGCUCCGCCCCGGUGUCACCCUCGGCCUCGGUGCCUCCUUUGAUACCCAGAACCUGAACCAGGCUGCCCACAAGGUCGGCGCCAGCUUCAGCUUCGAGGCUUAA